CGGCAAACCAAAUGCUACCGUGAACCUGAGCAAACCAACAGUUGCCGUGAGCGCCACAGAAAAGUCCAACUUCAAGCAGGGGGAUGUUCAGUCUCCAGUCAAGCCCAAUCGAGUGAUUCUUCCAAGUUCUCAGAAGGCAGACUUCCCUCCACCAAAACCCACACUUCAGCCGACACAAAGUCCUCUGAAGAGCUCUACUCAGGGAGCAGCCUCCACAUCAACUACACACAGCGGCUGUUCCUCCUCAGCAUCAGUACCACAGAGCCCCCUGAAGAACCAGAUCCCCUCCAGAGGUCUCAACACCUUCACUCCCCUUCAUGACAAACCUUCUUCUGGCUCGACAGCCCAUCAGGAGAAGCUGCCAGCUGGAACUCCUGGUGUGAAGUCUUUCCUGGAGCGCUUUGGGGAGAGAUGUCAGGAGCGUAUGCAUCAGACCACUCCUGCCAAAGUCCCCCUGCAGCCCCGAGCUCCUGUUGGACCUUCAACAGGCUCACCGAGCACCAAACUGCUCCAGGAGAGGCUCAUGGCUGCUCAGAGCGCCAGCACGGCUACGGCCGACCUCACCUUGCGGCAGAAACUGGAGAGAGAGUCUGAGCUAGCUCAGAUUCGCAGUCGCUUCCAGAAGGGAAACAACAUUUGGAAAAGCAAGACUGAAAAGGAAACGGAGACGGCCAUCAAGGAGCCUGACCAGCUAGUGGAGAGUUACGUCACGGCAGCGCAACCUCAGGAUGAAGUCAAAGCCCCGUCCAAUGAGGAGCCACAAUCCCCACAGCGCACCUCUCCAGCAGGUCCUGCUUUGAUGGUCAGCCCCCCAGCCUCAACAUCCAGCCCCCUGAAACAAAUCAUCAACGCUGCAGAGAAGAAAGUUGAAGAGAAGAGUGAUGAAACUCCAAAAGAGGAGGAAGAGGAGGUGAUUACAGAGACGGAGAUGAACGUGGACCAGUCCAUCAACUCUGCAGUCAUCAACGACCUCUUUGAUGGCGUGUUGGAGCAGAGUGACGAUGAGGAGGAGGAGGAGGAAGAUCCUUUGAAUAUCUCCUCCAUGUCCCUCCUCAUCCCCCUGGCAGAGACGGUGGCAGCCGUGGUGAAGAGUCCGGAGAGUAAAGUCAUGACGUCCACGCCAGCCAACUCCUUCCUGGUGAAGAACAACCCCCCAGAGAACCCCUGCAGACCCAGCAAGUUCCAGAGAGGAGGAGCGAAACCAGCAACCUCCUCCAGCAGCACAGAGUCUUCAGAGGAAGACCUCAAACUGCCCUACAGCAUCGACGCCUACAGGUCCACCAGAGUGAAGGAGACGGAGCGGCCUCACCUGAAGCAGGUGAUCGUCAGGAAGGAGAAUGUCACCGAGAGCGCAGACGAGCCUCGGGGGUCCACUGCCUUCAGCGUCAGGCAGAAGAUGAAGAUUCUGACCAGUGAGGUGAACCUUCAGCAGACGGUGAUCCACCAGGCCAGCCAGGCCCUCAACUGCUGCACCGACGAGGAGCACGGCAAAGGAUCGCAGGUGGAGGCCGAAGCAGAGAGGCUGCUGCUGGUCGCCACGGAGAAGAGGGAGGCCUUAAAGUCAGAGCUGGAGCGUCUGAAAGCAGAUCCAACAGGACAGAAGAAAGCUCCAGAACAGGGCGCCGCGUCCGCCUCCAAGGGCGCCAUCACCCUCCAGGAGCUGCGGCUCCCCCUAAAGGCCGACUUUGUUUGCUCCACUGCUAACAGACCAGAGUCCAAAAAACACUCCUUCUUCAUCCUGAUCCGUGCUGGGGCGGAAGACACCGUGGCCACUCCUCUGGCCAGCACGCACCGCGGCCUCAGUGGAGACACGCUCACCUUCCCCACCAAGUUCAGCAUAUCCGACGUCAGCAGCGACUUUCAAAUCCAGCUGCAGGUUUACUGUCUGGUGCAGAAUCACGAGGUCUGCAGUGAUAAGAAGAAGAAACCCAACAAGUCUAAGAUGAUGUGGAGGCAGGUUCAUGAGGCCCACAGGUUGUGUUUGUCGGCCAUCACUCCAAAGAGGUUCCUCGCCAUCACGAAAAGCGCAAACACACCAGUCAUGGCGAGUCCAGGAGGCCCCAACGCGGUUCGCACCAGCAACUUUGUCCUGGUGGGAUCGCACACGCUCACCCUGUCCUCCAUCGGGAAAAACAAGUUUCCUCUUGAGAAGGUUCCCUUCCUGUGCCCCCUGGAGGGCCACAUCUACCUGAAGCUGCAGUGUGAAGUGGGCUCCAAGGUGGAGGAGAGGGGCUUCCUGACAAUGUUUGAAGACGUGAGCGGGUUCGGCGCCUGGCACAGGAGGUGGUGUGUCCUGUCGGGGUACUGCAUCUCCUACUGGACGUACCCGGACGACGAAAAGAGAAAGAACCCCAUUGGCCGCAUCAACCUGACCAGCUGCACCAGCAAGAGGGUGGAACCGGUCAACCGGGAGUUCUGUGCCCGGCCCAACACCUUUGAGCUGGUCACAGCACGGCCGCAGAGAGAGGGCGACAGGGAGACGCUCGUCAGUCAGUGCACGGACGCGCUGUGCGUCACCACAAACUGGCUGAGUGCCGACACCAAGGAGGAGAGGAAUCAGUGGAUGAAGAAGCUGAACCACAUCCUGCUGGACCUGCGCACGUGGCAGCCGGACGCCUGCAGCGGGCCGCUGUGACUGCCGUGUUUAGGAGUGUCGACAGUUUCCGAGUGCAAUACAUAGAAAACAAACUUUGAAUAAUGGCUCCGGGAGUCACAAGGGAGAAAAAAAGCCAUAAGACAUUUCGGAGGAGCAGAGCUUUGGCACUUUUACACACAGAAGCUUGGUUUGCUUGUGCUCACACUGCUUUUUUAUUCAAACGCUAAUAUUAUGUUUUAAGUAUGAGACGUGGUUCAAAUAUUGUUGAAUUAAUCUUAAACUUUUUUUGUCUCCUGCAAGACUAAAACAGCAGGAAGGAGACUUUCUAUUUUAUAUUUUAGCUGUUACAGCUUACGAUGGUCGGAUUUGAGCAGAGGCUUCUGCUUGUCCAACACUGCGUUGUAUCUGCUUUACUCAUGUCUUUAUAUGUUUUAUUGAGAUGUUGUGCAUGGUUUGUGUGUUUCCUGCAACAGUACAGUGGAUGAGCAGACUUUCCGACUACAGAAACUGCUCAGAUGAUUGUUCGAGUCUAAUUCAGGAACAGACUGCAGGGUUUUGAGGAUAAAAGACUGAGCUUUUUUCACCAUGUUGAGAAUCAAUACAGUUCUUAAAAAAUUAAA
Messenger RNA from Oryzias melastigma (Indian medaka), 3216 nucleotides. RefSeq names its product anillin. The record is from RefSeq and is a predicted model, not a curated record. Bases 425 to 2635 code for a protein of 736 amino acids. The transcript is spliced from 21 exons. Gene Ontology annotation, cellular component: actomyosin contractile ring. Gene Ontology annotation, biological process: septin ring organization; actomyosin contractile ring assembly; mitotic cytokinesis. NCBI's taxonomy places the organism in Eukaryota, Metazoa, Chordata, Actinopteri, Beloniformes, Adrianichthyidae.